Molecule: messenger RNA, 981 nt
Organism: Nematolebias whitei (Rio pearlfish)
Lineage: Eukaryota; Metazoa; Chordata; Actinopteri; Cyprinodontiformes; Rivulidae
Product: gastrula zinc finger protein XlCGF8.2DB-like
Exons: 1
Biological process (GO): regulation of transcription by RNA polymerase II
Cellular component (GO): nucleus
Molecular function (GO): RNA polymerase II transcription regulatory region sequence-specific DNA binding; DNA-binding transcription factor activity, RNA polymerase II-specific
Source: RefSeq, a predicted model, not a curated record
AUGGCAGACCACACUGGAGACGAACAGUUUCAUUGUGAACUUUGUGGACAAAGGUUUAGUCAGAAAGCAAAUUUAAACAGACAUAUGAGAGUCCACACAGGAGACAAGCCGUUUCCUUGUGAACUUUGUGAACAAAGAUUUAGUCAGAAGACGAGUUUAAGCUCACACAUGAGAGUCCACACAGGAGAAAAACCAUUUCCUUGUGAACUUUGUGGACAUAAAUUGAGUCAUAAGUCUAGUUUAAACAGCCACAUGAGAGUCCACACAGGAGAAAAACCAUUUCCUUGUGAAUGUUGUGGACAAAGAUUUAGUCAUAAGUCAAGUUUAAGCAAACACAUGAGAGUCCACACAGGAGAAAAACCGUUUCCUUGUGAACGUUGUGGACAAAGAUUUAGUCAUAAGUCAACUUUAAGCAAACACCUGAGAAUCCACACAGGAGACAAACCGUUUCCUUGUGAUCUUUGUGGACAAAGGUUUAGUCAAAAGAUACAUUUAAACAGACACAUGAAAGUCCACACAGGAGACAAACCGUUUCCCUGUGAACUUUGUGGACAAAGAUUUAGUCAGAAGACGAGUCUAAACGCACACCUGAGAAUCCACACAGGAGACAAACCGUUUCCUUGUGAACUUUGUGGACAAAGAUUUAGUCAGAAGACAGGUUUAAACUCACACCUGAGAGUCCACACAGGAGACAAACGGUUUCCUUGUGAUCUUUGUGGACAAAGGUUUAGUCAAAAGAUACAUUUAAACAGCCACAUGAGAGUCCACACAGGAGAAAAACCAUUUCCUUGUGAACGUUGUGGACAAAGAUUUAGUCAGAAGGCAAAUUUAAACAGACAUAUGGGAGUCCACACAGGAGACAAGCCGUUUCCUUGUGAACUUUGUGAACAAAAAUUUAGUCAUAAGUCAAGUUUAAACAGCCACAUGAGAGUCCACACAGGAGAAAAACCGUUUCCUUGUGAACAUUGUGGACAAAGAUUU